Molecule: messenger RNA, 252 nt
Organism: Angiostrongylus costaricensis
Lineage: Eukaryota; Metazoa; Nematoda; Chromadorea; Rhabditida; Metastrongylidae
Source: the annotation of a GenBank genome assembly
AUGACUCAAGAACAAUUGAUUCUUGCCAUACUUUGUGGUAUUAUUGAAGAAAGGAACAGACGCAACAACAAGUUCCACGCGCUGUGCGACGCUCUACGGCUGGAUAAGAGCACUUACUACACAGUAAAAGGGUUCCUAAAUAACGAUCAUGAUGAAGAAAAAACGGCUAGACAUUUGGUUGUACAAACAAUGUGCAAUCCUAUCGACUGCUGUCUGGCUGUCACAAUGGCUUACUCUGAAGUGAAUGGCUAG